Messenger RNA from Notolabrus celidotus (New Zealand spotty), 2979 nucleotides. It is a transcript of the gene pdia2, whose product is annotated as protein disulfide isomerase family A, member 2. Gene Ontology annotation, biological process: response to endoplasmic reticulum stress; protein folding. Gene Ontology annotation, cellular component: endoplasmic reticulum. The record is from RefSeq and is a predicted model, not a curated record. Lineage: Eukaryota; Metazoa; Chordata; Actinopteri; Labriformes; Labridae. The transcript is spliced from 11 exons. Gene Ontology annotation, molecular function: protein disulfide isomerase activity. The coding region runs from base 29 to 1801 and encodes 590 amino acids.
CUGAGCAAGAGGAGCCAGAGCAGCCAACAUGAGGACACGCACGCUUCUGUCCCUGACCCUGCUGGGCCUGCUGCUGUGGGCCUCCUGCACCCACGCCAACGACGCAGACGCCAAAACUGACCAAGACACAAAAACUGAAGCAGAAGAAGAGACAACAAAAGAAAAUACAGCUACAGAUACUUCAGGAGACACAGAUGAGGAUGAAGAGGAGGCACCAAUAAAGGAGAAAACAACAGAGAUAGAGGAGGAGAAAGAUGUGCUGGUUCUCCACAUCAACAACUUUGAAAGAGCUCUCAGUGAAUAUGAGUAUUUACUGGUCGAAUUCUAUGCUCCCUGGUGUGGUCACUGCAAACAGCUUGAGCCUGUUUUUGCCGAGGCUGCUGGGAAGAUGAGGAAAGAUCUACCAUCGGCGCGUUUGGCCAAAGUGGACGCCAUAGAGGAGAAGGAGCUGGCUGAUGAGUUUGAAAUCGGAGGCUUCCCCACUUUAAAACUGUUCACCAAAGGAGACCGCAAGCAAUCCAUCGACUUCAGUGGUAAAAGGACAGUACCAGGAAUACUCCAGUGGAUGAAGCGUCGUUCAGGUCUUCCUGCUGUGGUGCUCGACUCUUUAGACUCUGCAGCUCAGUUCAUCGAUUCUUUUAACGUCACUGUUGUUGGAUUCUUUGAGGAUCUGGAGAGUGAGGCAGUCAAGGAAUUCAAGGAAGUUGCUUAUGAACUUACUGACACAGAGUUUGGUCUGUCAGCGAGUCCUGAGGUUUUCAAGAAGUAUGAAGCAAAGGCAAACUCUGUGGUGCUCUUCAAGAAGUUCGAUGAAGGCAGAGUAGACUUUGAGUUGUCCGAAGAUGGGAAGCUGAUCAGAGGAAAUCUGACCUCCUUCAUCAAAUUAAAAAGCCUGCCGUUGAUCAUCCCAUUCAGUCAGGAGAUUGCAGACAGGAUCUUCACCUCUAGCAUUAACCUGCACAGUCUGCUGUUCAUCAACUCGUCUGUGGAGAGUCAGAUGACUCUGAUUGAAGAAUCCAGGACCGUGGCCAAAAAGUUUAGGGGCAAGAUGCUGUUCAUUUCAAUAGACACCUCAGACACUCUUUCUCACGUGCUGAAAUACUUUGGCGUGUCCGAGAACGACCUUCCCACCGCACGCGUCAUCAACAUGGUGACAGAAAAGAAGUAUGCCAUCAAUUCUGAGGAUCUGACAGUAAAGACAUUGGAAAAGUUGUGCCAGGAGGUUAUUGAUGACACUGCAAAGCCCUACUAUCGGUCUGAGGAGAUCCCAGAGGACUGGAAUAAAGGACCAGUUAGUAUCCUGGUGGGGAAAAACUUUGAUGCUGUUGCUCUGGACCCGACCAAAAACGUCUUUGUGGAGUUCUAUGCUCCUUGGUGUGGACAUUGUAAACAGCUGGCCCCAAUCUGGGAUCAGCUGGGUGAAAAAUACGCUGACAAGGACGACAUCAUCGUAGCCAAGAUGGACUCUACGGCCAACGAGGUGGACGGUGUGAAGAUUGAUAGUUUCCCAACGCUCAAAUAUUUCCCAGCUGGUGAAAACAAAAAGGCGAUCGACUACACCGGAAAAAGGGAUCUGGAGACCAUGACCAAGUUCAUUGAUAAUGGAGGAGUGUUGCCUCAGGAAGAAAAUGAUGAUGACGACGAGGAUGAUUUUGAUGAUGAUGAUGAUGAUGAUGAUGAUGAUGAUGAUGAUGAUAAUAAGGAGAAAGAAAAGAAAGAUGAAGACAGUGAUGACGACAGCAAGGAGGAUGGAGAGCCUGAUGAUGUACCAACUAAAGAACCAUCUAAAGAUGAGCUGUGAUGUCACUUUGUUUUUGGCCAAUCAGGAUCAACCUAGCAUCUUCCAAUUUUUCUUAAUAAAACUACAUGGUUUACAAACAUUAACACACGUUGCAUCCAUGGCUCAGUGAACAGGCUUCAAUGGGUUGUUCUGAUUCUUGAUUGAAUUCAGUCCUGAGUUUGUACAGCAACAAACUAAAUGUGAACGAUCAUGAGCCUUUAAUCCCUAAAGGAGAUCUUCUUUUUAACAGGUCAGUCUAAAAAAGUUGGAUUGAACUGAUGUGACUCAUUUUGAUUUUAUCCAGUGUGACAAGAAAAUGAGAUGUUUGAGCCUUUAACAUUUAAUUACAUUUUUGUUUGUGUAGUUCCAUUUUUACGUCUUUGAAAAAUAACGAGAGGGAACAAUUUGUAGAGAGGAGGAGAGUUUAUUGAACAGAGAAGAAAAGGUUGUGAAGUUCUAAGAAAGACGACGGAACAACAGUCUGUCUAGUGACUGCACACUGCAGGAAGAAGAUGUAGAGAUAAAAACAACGCUGUGUUUCUGAUUCCGAAGUAAGAAGAAAGACAGGCAUGUUGUAAUUAAUGUUGAAAACAUUGAAGGCUGUAUGAACGUCAUUUCCUAUGAGAAUGUUUUUGCCCAGUCUGUGGGCAAACCCUGGAGUGUGUGGUAUCUGAGUGAGGAGAAAGAGUUAAAAAGUUCAAUCUGUGUUUAAGCUUACGAUUUACAUGAUGUCAAAAAAACAAAUAAAGAAAACAAGCCAUUUACUCCAGAUUUCUACUGACCUGAAUAUUGUAUUAAAUGUGAAAAAAUGAAGAUAGAGCACAGAGAAAUGCUUCUCACUGAAGACCAUGUGAUCACUGUUCCCCACAUGUGAGCUCAGGAUAACUCACCAGCUGAGCAGCUGACAGCCUAUAAAUAUCUUUGUGUGUGGUUAGGUGAUUAUCUUUACGAUCAUAUUUUUAUGAGCUUUUGAAGAAUAGGAAAAAACUCAGGUUUAAGCUACACUCUCUGUUUAGACAAAUUGUUCACUGUUAUUAUGUAAUUCAUUCAUUCUAUUAUCAGAUUUGUAUCUUAUAUAUUUCUAUCUAUUAUCUGUUUAUACACACAUUAGCUACACUGAGGAAGGAGUGUAAUGGCAAUUUCUUGUUCAGGCUAUGAUUUCAGCGUGAUGAAUGAAAUAAACUCAUGGAGAGACAAGU